AUGACUGGUGGAAGUCAACAAUCUGGCAGAAGUCGCCUUGUUGAUCGUGAAUCCGCACAAGCUUCAUUAACAGUCGCCAUUUUAGCGUUUUUCAUUGUCGGCACCAUUCCAGGUGUACUGCUGGUCACGAAGGACACGGUCCUGGUCACGAGGUUCACGGUCCUGGUCACGAAUGCUGUUGUGAGGACCAGCAAUGUAUCGAUAGCCUUCGGGAUGUGCGUUAUCGAGAGGGAACACGGCAGGCUAAGUGGGUGGUGCGACGGACCGGAUCAAUGCACGGAACACCACCGUGGGAUAUGUACAGGUGAACACGACACGCACGGCCAUGGAGGAUGCUGCUGUCAGGAUGAUAAAUGUGUCGCUACCGUCACAGUGAUCACCACUUCGGCCCCUUUGACCAACGCUCCGACGACAAAAGUUGAUGCGGUCACGACGGAUGCUACGACCAGUGCUUCUAACACAACAACAGAAUACCAAAUAAGCAUCACAACAGUCCCAAUUGUCACAGACAGUUCAACAACUGCCACGCCCAAUGUCCUUCAUUGCCCAACAUGUACCGACGAUUUUGUAGCCGACUGUCAGCAGAAUGCUGAGUGUACUGCAGAUGAGGCAUGCAUGCUGCAGGUUACUGAAGGACAACUUCAAACAGGAUGUGUAGAGAUAACUGAUUGUGAGUACAACGCCAGAAUAGGAACUAGUAUAUGCUGCAAGGACAAGAACUGUACCGACAACGCCUUCAGAAACUUUCAUGAUUUCAUUUUUACUUGUCCGACUUGUCAGAACACCCCGGACCCCAAGUCUUGUAUGGAUACGCAAUGGAAGUGUGCUUACAUGAACAAAGGCUGUAUGAUUUCACUUACUACCAGAGGAUUUACAUCUGGUUGUAACACAAAUGGAACGGAUUGUCAUCAGGCGCAAGCAGCAAACAGCGCUCUGUGUAAUAUAAACCCUAUUCCCUUCGGCUUUAACCCAGACCUACAAUGCAGUUUCUGCUGCCACCAGAAUGAAAAUACCUGUAUAGUGAACGCAUUGGGAAUACAUGAAAUAACAACACCGCCCGAAGUCACUGGAAGUGCAGUAGGCUCAGCCUGUUUCGACAUUGAUGAUGAUACGUUCAACUGUAAGAUGUUUAACACGACGUACGAUCUUUGUGCGCAGACAAGUGGAUUAUUGGGGCACCUUGUCGUCACCAAAUGUCGUAAAACAUGCGGUGUAUGUACAGACGGCAGUCUAACCACUGAAGGUGUAAGUGUUGCCACGACAGGUAUCAGUGUAACGAAUGAAGGUGUAAGUGUCGCCAUGACAACAACAAGUGGCAGUGUAACAACUGAAAGUGUUAGUGUUGCCAUGACAACAACAAAUGACAGUCUAACAACUGAAGGUGUAAAUGUUACCAUGCCAACAACAAGUGGCAGUGUGACAACUGAAGGUGUUGCCAUGACAACAGUUAGUUCUCCUCAGCCAACUACUCCAAUGCCUUGCAUCGACCAUGAUGUAAACAACAACUGUGAUUUGAUGCGCGACGUUUUAUGUCAUGCAAAUGAUCCCCAUAUCAUGAACUAUGCUGUCGCUACGUGUGCUGAGACCUGCGAUCUCUGUGCGGAAUAUCUUCAACAUUUGUCUGGACUUGUCGUCACUCCGUAAUAAAAGGCAGUGCACGUGCGAUACAUUUGAAACGUUGUAAAACUUGAAAAAAUAAAAAGGAUACAUCUU
Molecule: messenger RNA, 1713 nt
Organism: Mizuhopecten yessoensis (Yesso scallop)
Lineage: Eukaryota; Metazoa; Mollusca; Bivalvia; Pectinida; Pectinidae
Exons: 20
Coding region: 1-1644 (547 amino acids)
Source: RefSeq, a predicted model, not a curated record